UGAUCACAUUAAAUUUUAACACCGUUGAUAAAACAGUUUGGUUGCCAUGGACGCGCAAACAAUAACAAAUAAUAAAAUGUUAAGCGUGUUACAAACUUGUAAAAAUCAUAAUAUCAAUAGUUUACGGAGAGUAUUUACGAAAGAAUUAAUUUAAUCAGUGAAAAUAAAUGUAGUGAAUGAUUAAAAAUGACAGACGAAAUAAAAUUACAAGAAGCUGUGAAGAAAACGCAAGAUUUACUCGGUAAAUACAUAAAAAAACCACCCCUUACUGACAAACUGUUAAGAAAACCCCCAUUCCGUUUUAUACAUGACAUGAUAACGUCAAUAAUAAAAGAAACUGGAUUUUUAAAAAAUUUAUACCGUGAAGACGAGUUAGUUAGUACAAAUAUCGCAGAUAAAGAAGCAAAAAUAGAAUACUUGACAAAAUUAAUCGAUGCUGUUAAAUUAAUAACCGCCAACAAUGAACUCAGUGCCAGGCCGUCUAAAAUAAUUUCUGGUCAAGAACCAAUAAAAACUAAUGAAUUAUUUCACGCAAUAGGAAGGGCUUUGGAUAAAAAAGUGUCAAGUGAUGAAGCUAUUGAGCACUAUAAAAAUAAUUUGACCAAAAAGAGUAAAGAAAAGACUUUAAAGAAAAAGAGCAGUUCGCCUGAAGUUAAUUUGACAACGAGUAAUGAAAAAAUUAACGCAAAAAAGACAGUGAAGAAGUCUACUGAUAGUAGAGUAGGUAGUAAGGAGAGUGAAAAGAAGAAAAGCUCGCAAACGAAGCCGUCUGGAGAAUCGCGAAAACGAGACAAUAGUAUUGAUAGAAAAACUGGUGAUUCGAAAUCAACGAAAGAUAGCUUGAAGAAGAAAGAAUCGACGCUUAAAAAAAAAGAAGUUGAGAAAAAACCGGAAAAACGAGUUAGAAGUAAAGAAACUUCUGGUUCGAAGAAAGAGGUGGCUUUACCGAAGACUACUGAAGAGCCAACUCAAGCACAAGAUAAAAAAGAUUCAAUCAUCACUGAUUCUAAGGAAGAAACGAAGGAUUUAGUUGAAGAAAAAGCUGGUGAAAGUUUGGAUAAUAAUCUACAGGUAAAUUCAACUGUCGAAAGUAAUGCGGAAACAACUGAACCUGUUGUUGAUAAGAUAGAAGAUAUUGUGAAGGAAAAUGCUGAUAAAGCUGAGCCAGAACAAGAAACUAAGGUCCAAAGACUGAAAAAGCAAAGUAAAUCUGUAGAAUUGAUUAACAAUAAGGUAGAAGAAAACAAAAAUUCAGGAAUUGUAAAAACUUCUUCAGGAUUUUUGAGGCCUCCUACGGCGAGACCACCUAGUGCGCGACCAGCAGCACCACGUAUGCGGGGUAAAACGGAUUUUAUAAUUAAUACCAAUGGAGCUAAUCAAAUAGCGGAUAUCAAUGUUGCAGUGCAGAACUUUGAUCUUAAAGAAGACGAUUCUGAGGAUAUGGUUGUUGUUGAAACUACAAUUAAUGAUGAUAGUAGUUUACUGAUUAGCAAUGGUAAUAAUAAUAAUAAUAAUAAUAAUAAUAAUAACAAUGCCGAUUGGAAUGAUAAACAAUUGACGCAAGAGCAUGGUUAUCUGGUGGCUCAAAUACUGGAAACACAGCGUGAGUUAGUUAAUGAGGAUAAUAUUGAGUUGAUACCGAAUAAAAUUGAAAUUGAGUGGGAAUCAGGUGUCAAAAAAGACCGUGAUUUUGUUGCCAAAGAAAUAGAUAAAUUACGGGGUACCAUACAAAGUUUAACGCGAACAACUAAUCCUCUAGGAAAACUAUUCGAUUUUUUACAAGAAGAUGUUGAAAUAAUGCAACGAGAGUUACGUGAUUGGCGAAACCAGUUCAUUGAGAUAAGAGAGCAGUUGAUUGUUGAAAAGAGUAAAACGCUUAAUGUAUUGAAACCGCUUGAAGACUCAUUGAACGAAGUCGAGAAUAAUAUCAAGUCUCAAAUGGAAAAAAUUUAUCAAACUAAGUCUAAUGUUUUAAAAAACAAUUUAAAAAUUUCACGGUUACUCAGUGGUCAAUAAUUUAUUGUUUGUUAU
This is a messenger RNA of Cotesia glomerata, 2031 nucleotides long. It is a transcript of the gene IFT54, whose product is annotated as TRAF3-interacting protein 1. Lineage: Eukaryota; Metazoa; Arthropoda; Insecta; Hymenoptera; Braconidae. Gene Ontology annotation, cellular component: centrosome; intraciliary transport particle B; axoneme. The coding region runs from base 187 to 2016 and encodes 609 amino acids. The transcript has a single exon. Gene Ontology annotation, biological process: regulation of microtubule cytoskeleton organization; cilium assembly; intraciliary transport. Gene Ontology annotation, molecular function: microtubule binding. The record is from RefSeq and is a predicted model, not a curated record.